This is a messenger RNA of Trematomus bernacchii (emerald rockcod), 2048 nucleotides long. It is a transcript of the gene sqlea, whose product is annotated as squalene epoxidase a. The transcript has 11 exons. NCBI's taxonomy places the organism in Eukaryota, Metazoa, Chordata, Actinopteri, Perciformes, Nototheniidae. Gene Ontology annotation, molecular function: flavin adenine dinucleotide binding; squalene monooxygenase activity. Gene Ontology annotation, cellular component: membrane; endoplasmic reticulum. Gene Ontology annotation, biological process: sterol biosynthetic process; cholesterol metabolic process. The record is from RefSeq and is a predicted model, not a curated record. The coding region runs from base 186 to 1904 and encodes 572 amino acids.
AUCUUUUUAUUUGGGGUUUGCCGACGUUUUUUGUGGGCACCCUGAGAAACAACAUGAAGGAUUAUUAUUAAUGCAUGGGACAAUUCUGUCUGCCUAAACAAAACCUGAUUCUCAAACCUGUUUCUCAGGAGUUCUUCCCCCGCCUAAUUUUCUUUUCUAUACUGCUUUUUUAAAAAUCCUUAAAGAUGUGGACCUUCCUGGGAAUAGCCAGCCUCACGUACCUUUACAAGAAAUCCAACACAGUGUUAUCUUACGCUCACAAAGAUCUCGUGAUGGCGGCAGCUCUGUUCCUGGCCGUCGGGCUGCUGCUGGCGUAUGUCAGGUAUUUCCACAGCCACACACUCAGAGUCUCUCAGGUGUUGCAUUUCCCUCUGAGACUGCUGUCCUGUGUGCCUCUUAUCAACCAUGUAGUCCCUCAAACUUCAACACAGAGCAGCGAGAAAGCAGAAAACAACUUAAAAAAGAGCCGCAGAACAAGGAGAAGAGUAGAAGCAGAAGCGUCCUCUGCGUCACAGAGUGCCUCAGAGAGUGGCUCCUCAGGGGCCCCGGAGCCAGAUGUGGUGAUAGUCGGUGCCGGGGUCCUGGGCUCAGCUAUGGCAGCCGUCUUAGCCAAGGACGGACGGAGGGUGACGGUGGUGGAGAGGGACCUGAAGGAGCCGGACAGGAUAGUGGGGGAGCUGCUGCAGCCCGGAGGAUUGAGGGCCCUCAGAGAGCUGGGCCUCGAGGGCUCGGUGGAGGGUCUGGACGCCCACCAGAUCAACGGCUAUGUGAUCCACGACAUGGAGAGCAGCACAGAGGUGGAGAUCCCCUACCCCCAGGGGAAGGACAGCAUCCACUGUGGACGAGCCUUCCAUCAUGGCCGCUUCAUCAUGGGCCUGAGGAGGAGCGCCAUGGCCCAGCCAAAUGUGACAAUGUUAGAAGGCACCGUGACCACUCUGCUGGAAGAGGACGGCUGUGUAACUGGAGUCCAGUUCAGAGAUAAAGAAACCGGAGACAUCAAGGAGAUCCACGCAGGACUGACUGUGGUGGCCGAUGGCUGCUUCUCCAAAUUCAGAAAGAGUCUGGUCGCUGCGAAAGCUCAAACCUCCUCUCACUUUGUGGGAUGUCUUAUGAAGGACUGUCCCCAGUUUAAAGCCCACCAUGCUGAGCUGGUGCUGGCCAACCCGAGCCCGGUGCUGGUCUACCAGAUCUCCUCCUCAGACACCAGGGUGCUGGUGGACAUCAGGGGGGAGAUGCCCCGCAACCUCUCAGAGUACAUGGCUGAGAACAUAUACCCUCAGCUGCCAGAGCACUUAAAGGAGCCUUUCAUGGUGGCACUACAGAACGACCGCCUCAGGUCCAUGCCUGCCAGCUUCCUGCCUCCCUCUCCUGUCAACAAGCCAGGCGUUCUUCUCCUGGGCGACGCUUACAACAUGAGGCACCCUCUGACGGGGGGGGGGAUGAGCGUUGCUCUUAACGACGUUCGCAUCUGGAGGAGUCUGCUCGGCAACAUCCCAGAUCUGUAUGACGACAAGGCAAUGCUGCAGGCAAAAAAAACAUUCCACUGGGAACGCAAGUCAUCACAUUCUUUCGUGGUGAAUGUGUUGGCCCAGGCCCUGUAUGAGCUGUUUGCAGCCACAAACGAAUCUCUUCAUGAGCUGAGAAGAGCCUGCUUCCACUACUUCAAGCUUGGUGGAGAGUGCAUUAACGGGCCUAUCGGAUUCCUUUCUGUGUUGACACCUAAACCCAUGAACCUUCUUGGACACUUCUUCGCCGUGGCGAUGUACGCAAUCUACUUCAACUUCAAGACAGAGCCGUGGAGCACCAAACCUCGAGCUAUAUUCAAGAGCGGAGCCAUCCUGUACCGAGCCUGCACCGUCAUGUUUCCUCUCAUCUACUCUGAACUCAAGUACCUGGUGUACUGAGCAGCUGUGCGUCCUCACACAGACACCACACUCUGAGUGUUUCUCAAUCGCGAGUAAAGCUGCUUCAGAGCCACUAUUUCAAGCAUACUACGUCAUCGAGUGCCGCCGAAGUACUGUUCCAAUCUCCAGCAUACUUGGAAAUCU